Molecule: messenger RNA, 1050 nt
Organism: Rhagoletis pomonella (apple maggot)
Lineage: Eukaryota; Metazoa; Arthropoda; Insecta; Diptera; Tephritidae
Product: Bardet-Biedl syndrome 5 protein homolog
Biological process (GO): intracellular transport; cilium assembly
Cellular component (GO): BBSome; ciliary basal body
Molecular function (GO): phosphatidylinositol-3-phosphate binding
Source: RefSeq, a predicted model, not a curated record
GAUACGAAAGGCAAUCCUGGAGAUACUGGACGACUCUUAGCAACCAACUUGCGUAUUAUUUGGUAUUCCCUAUCGCAUAAAAAAUAUAAUUUGUCUAUCGGCUAUGCUCGCUUUGUCAACACCAACACACGCUCAGUGGUCCCCAAAGUGGGUGGCCCUACCCAAGCGCUCUACAUACUGGCAACCGGCAGUAAUACGCGUUUUGAAUUUCUCUUCACUGAUGUCUCUGGCGAUACGGCACGCAGGAAUACUCCAAUUUUCCAAAGCGUUUUCGAAAUAUAUCAAUUAUAUCAACGCACCUACCUGUACAGAGACCUGAAAUUACGUGGCGCCAUUGUACUAUCGGGACAACUGAUAAUUAUGCCAGACGAAUUGGUCUAUAAUAAUGUUAACGGUGUUUGGAAUUUGUCUAGCGAUCAAGGCAAUUUGGGUUCAUUUGUGGUGACCAAUAUACGUUUGGUGUGGUUUGCCGAUGCCAAUGAUACUUUCAAUAUUAGUUUACCCUAUCUACAAAUUGCGAACAUACGCAUUCGUGAGUCGAAGUAUGGGCCCGCGCUAGUUAUACAAACAGCCGAAACUGGAGGUGGCUAUGUGCUCGGCUUUCGCAUAGACCCCGUUGAACGGCUGAAUGAAAUCUACAAGGAACUCAUAUCACUGCAUGCCAUUUAUUCGGAGAAUCCCAACUUUGGCGUGCGUUAUGACUCAGCGGAAGCACAAAAACGAUUAGCUAGCAUGAAAGAGGCCGAAGAAUUCAAGCCCGAUGAGUUUCUGGAGAUCGAUGAACGUCAAGAGCGCGAGGUCAACACAAAACUUAAUACCUAUUUGGCAGAAGGUACUGCAAUAACCGGCACUGAGGCACCAACACGGGAACCGGUCUAUUGCAAAGAGUUGGGAUUCGCAAUGGAGCGUAUACGUGACGGCUACAAGUUACAGGAUUUAUGGGAUGUAUUGCCGCGGGUAGAAGGAGAGUAAGAAUACAUAAGUAAAUGGUUUGAGGAUACACGUAGUAUUUCUAAAAAAAUAAAAUAUGUACUGAAAGCUUUGAAGCAG